This is a messenger RNA of Botrytis byssoidea, 1458 nucleotides long. RefSeq lists its product as uncharacterized. The transcript is spliced from 2 exons. The coding region runs from base 1 to 1458 and encodes 485 amino acids. Lineage: Eukaryota; Fungi; Ascomycota; Leotiomycetes; Helotiales; Sclerotiniaceae. The record is from RefSeq and is a predicted model, not a curated record.
AUGGUCACUUUUCAAGAUAGAAUCGCGACUUUAGAUAAUCAGGUCAGAGAGAAGGAAGAAACAUUGCACCUCUACCAGGAACGAUUUGGUAUUCUCAAGAGAGAUGAUUGGGGUCCAGACGAAGAUCUAAAUGCUGGAGAUUCAGUUUCCGAAUUUGAAUGGAAGGCAGAACAAAAGGAUAUCCGCGAUGGUCAAAUGAACACUUCCAAUUACCAGCAGAUGGGUGGCGCCAAUGGCGAUCGUCCUUUCUAUGUAUUCGUAGAACACAAUAGGCCUGCCGACAUCAAGGAGGAGCAAAGCUUCUAUGGUCCGCAAAUGGAUAGCGCCAAUAACGAACAUCCUCCACCACGUGGUAAUCAACAUGAGACUUCUGGUUGCGGCGAUCGUGGAGGUGGAGUCACUGGUAGUGGAAAGACAAUAAGCACGAGACGUAAUCACCUCGGUGCCAAUGUUUAUGCACCACAUGCCCAGCAAUCGCAGCCAAGUACGUCUACAUUCGACAACUUUAAGCCUAGCAAUCCCAAUCCUGGAUCACACAAAAAUCCUCGAAUAAAACAAGAAUCUAUAUUUGGUGGCUUUAAUCGCCUUGCGAAAAGUGCUCACUUGAGUUCAACACAUAAUCAAUCGCAGCCCGAACUUCUAUUGAAGCAGGAAUCUAUAUUUGGUAGCCCUAGUCGCUCUAUCACACAACGGCCAAAUGCAACUCUACAUAGCAAUACUUCUACAUUCUAUAACUUCAAUCCCGCUGUCUCUAAACAGCCGCCCAAGGUAUUGCCUAAAGAGGAAUCGAUAUUCGGUGGUUAUGAUCGUUUUGCAGGUAAUGCUUACUCGGGUUCACAACAACCUCAUCAAUCACAACCCAGAUCACCAAUAAAAGAGGAAUCCAUGUUUGAUGGAGUCAAUGGCUGCAUUCUACAGCAGCCAAGUGUACUUCUGAACGCAGUAACUACUACAUUUGGUGAUUUCCAACAUCAUCUUCCGCUAAAUACAUUGACUCAACCUUUACAAGAAGAGUCUAUGCUCAGUGACAGAUUCACGGGCGUAGUAAAUGAGUUGCCAGACACUUAUCGCCAAUCACGUAUGAGCAAUUCUGGAGCACCACGCCAGCCUGAACGAGCACUUGAUAACAUGAUCAAAACCGAGGAGGAAGAAGAGCCUUCUCAACCUUCUACCUCAAUCCCGAGGCCACCUAAGCCUAUCGUCAGCGUCGCCGAAAACCUUCUUGGUGAUCCAAGUUCGCCAAAGGUUCUGAAAGAUCGUGCUAAAACAGAAGCAAUUUGUGAGAAAGCUAAGGGUCCCUUACCCCCAACCAUUCAGCCGAAGACAAUGCCUAAUGGUAGAAAAGCUGGUGUUUUAUCGAUAAAGAAGAGAAAUUCCGGACCACUGGAGUGCUUCAGUACUUUGAUCAGGGUUGCUUUAACUGUGGCGGUAGCGAUCAUGAGGGCUCGGUGUGUAUGA